Molecule: messenger RNA, 388 nt
Organism: Galeopterus variegatus (Sunda flying lemur)
Lineage: Eukaryota; Metazoa; Chordata; Mammalia; Dermoptera; Cynocephalidae
Product: sushi domain-containing protein 4-like
Exons: 2
Biological process (GO): negative regulation of complement activation, alternative pathway; negative regulation of complement activation, classical pathway
Source: RefSeq, a predicted model, not a curated record
AUGUGUACCUUUUACAAAAUUGCAGAUUGCCGUAUCCCUCAAAUUGAAGAUGCCGAGAUUCACAACAAGACGUAUAGACAUGGAGAUAAGUUAAUCAUCACUUGUCACGAAGGAUUCAAGAUCCGUUACCCUGACCUGUACAACAUGGUUUCACUAUGUCACGAUGAUGGAACGUGGGAUAACCUGCCCAUUUGUCAAGGUUGCCUGAGACCUCUAGCCUCUUCCAAUGGCUACGUGAACAUCUCUGAGUUCCAGACCUCCUUCCCAGUGGGGACUGUGAUCUCCUAUCGCUGCUUCCCUGGAUUCAAACUCGAGGGGUCUGAAUAUCUUGAGUGCUUACACAACCUUAUCUGGUCGUCCAGCCCACCCCGGUGCCUUGCUCUGGAAG